GCCACGGUCGGUCAUGCGACAGAUUUAACGAUAAUCCCAUUUUGUUUGUGUUUGCCUGAAUUUGUCACCCUACCAUGAUUUGGUCGUUUUUAGCAGUGUUGAUUUAUUAUUGUUUGCCAUUUUACUUUUUAUGCGUUGAGGACAUUCUAAUACAACGUCAGAAUCCUCCGGAAACUCCAAGUCCCGAUUAUCCUCGGUGCAUGGUCUGAUGCCGACAUUCAAGGGCGAUGACGACGAGCACCUAGAGCUGGAAUGAAGCUGAAAACAUCACUAUCGUUUUCCACAUACCCAACGGUCAGUACGAUUUUUGAGUUUAUGCCGAGGAAAACUCUGACAAAACAUCUUUAGACAAUCCAAAAACGCAGAAAAGUCUUAAGACUUUUGGUCAAUUGAAACAUAAAACAAAAAAAUUCAAACACGAUGUGGAUUAGAUUAAUAGCCGCGUUUGUCGUUUUGUUUCUUAAUCCCGUUCUCUCAAAUUCUGGCUUGUCGACCAAUUCAUUUAGCAAUGAACUCCGAACCGGGUUCGCCAGACUCUUUCAAACGGGUAUCGAACAACCACUAUACAAUCCCUUUAUAAUUUUGAACCCAGAAACUCAAAACAAUUUAAUAGGACAACUCCGACCAGGGCAGAAUGGACCAUCAAGCUCAACUGGUUUUAUCGCACCGAUUCCUCGACCUAGGUACGAGUUGCAGUAUCAAUCAUGGAUGAUUCCUUAUUUUUUUACAUCCAAUAGGUACCAUCCGCCAAAACCAAAGAGAUCGAAUGACGUGUUGGUAAUCGUUUUCAAGACAGCCAAUUGUUCAACGAACGGAACAAGUCCAGAUGACAGUGAUGAAGAAUCUGGAAAUCCUGAUGAUGAUGCUGAAGAAGUUGAUGUAGUCACAGGAGGUACGGAUAAUGGUAAGGAGCCAUCUCGUUGUGUAUGGGCUAUUCUCUCGUGCUGUGCUCCAGCUAAUAGUCCUGUUAGAUAUACAUGUUUUGAUGUAUUAGGCUGUAGUAGUGCAUUUUGGGAAUCUAACCCAUGCGUACCGCCCGUUAUUAAGGUAGCACUAGAAGAGGCUGUUAAAUAUUAUGGACCUAUCACAUCAUUCAACCGAACUAUGACAUCGCCAUCACCUGCUGGAGAUCCUCCAACUGACACUGACAAUAUGCCCGUUGAUAUAAACACAAAGAGUGCUGAAAAUUCUACAACUUUGCAACCAUCCGCAUCUUAAUAUUAAAAUAAUUAUUAUUUAAAACUAAUGUUUGAGAACGAUAGUGAUUAUUGGCGAUUUAAAUACAUUCAAAUAUAUUGAAAGAAUUUAACAAUA
This is a messenger RNA of Daktulosphaira vitifoliae (grape phylloxera), 1314 nucleotides long. RefSeq lists its product as uncharacterized. The transcript is spliced from 3 exons. The record is from RefSeq and is a predicted model, not a curated record. The coding region runs from base 421 to 1218 and encodes 265 amino acids. Lineage: Eukaryota; Metazoa; Arthropoda; Insecta; Hemiptera; Phylloxeridae.